CCUCUAUCUUGCAAAGGCACCGGAUCCUAGUUGAAUGCCAGGACGAGUCUUACGACGGCAUCCCCUCAGAGAAAUUUUCUUUCCAUGUCCAGGUUGCCACCCUUCCUUCUUUUCUGAUGUCACUGAAGACGUUUCUCUUCAGGUCACUCGCCUCCCAACGACCUCACCACCUACCAGAGAUUCCACUUGAGCGUUUCUGCGAACUGUUUGACUUUAAAUCAAACUAGCCGAUUCCUAGAAGGGCCGCUGCUGUGUCGGCUUCGUAUAACUGCAUGCGGACUUUGAACUCCGCAGAGACUGGAAUAAAAGGCACAGAAUUGGUACUACGAAGAAGCGACCGCUUCUCUGACGGUUGAGAAUCGGGCGUUCGCUAGAGGCAUUCUUCCGCCAUGGGGAAGAGACGCAUUUGCUACUUCGGAGGCAGCUUCGACCCGCCCACUUACGGUCACAUGUUCUCUGCGGCAGCAGUCCUCGACAGCGGUUGCGUUGACGAAGUCUGGAUGAGUCCUUGUGGAGGAGAUCCUGAGCCGUCGGCAGAUGCUUCUCCCUCGAUUUGUCUUUUGCGAGGCCGAGAGAGUCGAGUCAUUUCUGAAGACAGCAAAGAGACGCUGACAGAGCCUUCCGAGGAGUGGCGGCAAGGCGCCGCUGCUGCAGAGAGACCGAGAGAUUGCACGUCGGAGGAGAAGCACCCAGGUGGAACGAAACGCCUUCCGACGCAGAGAAAUGGCUGGGACACCACAGGACAGGCGUCUGCCGAAGCGACUGCAGGCGCCCCCGACUCGUCAACGAAAAUUCGAAAGACAGGCGAACUCCAAAAUGCAUGCGGUGUGACGGCUAUCAAACGGAGACCAGACAAGGCGAUGAGGACACCGGCCGCCCUGAGGCUUCACAUGAUUCAACUCGCCGUGUCGCAUUUCUUUGGACCUGAGGAAUCACGAAGAAGCCCUGUGCGGGUUCUCCAAUGGGAAGCUCUGACGCCAGGCUUCACCCCCACUUUCAAGGUGUUGAAGCGUCUUCAGGAAGAGAAUCCCGAUUGCGAAUUUUCGAUUCUCAUUGGAGAAGAUAUCCUCCCCGAUCUCCACAAGUGGUACAACGCUCCUGCUCUGAUGGACGAGUUCGCAUUUCUCAUUAUCCCGCGGAACGGCGAGGCUCACCACAUGGCGAUGCUCCUCUCGAGCUCCGAGCGGCCUACAUGCAGGUGCUCGGCUAAGAACGUGGCUGCCUCAGACACCAUAUGCGCAUGCGUGUCCACUUCUCGUAUCGCUUCUGCAUCGUCUGCGUCUCCUCAAGAGACAGAAUUUGCCAUCUCGUCUCUCACGACAAUCCCCGCUUGUGUAGAAGAACGGCAGACACCCCACACUACAGGUCCUAGUGCCGCAAACGUCUCUUUAGAGACUUCUGGCCACUCUUCACUUGGGAGAGACGACUGUGAACGUCUUGAAAUGCCGCGAUGCAUCGCAUGCGUCCGCAUGGCAGCUGCCGAGGCAGAACAGAAACUACGGGGGCGCAUAGAAAGCACAUUGAGAUCCCUCAAACGAGUUGCGUACAUCGAUCACCUGUGCAUGCAACAAGGGCGGCCAUACUUCGCCUGGACUGCAUCUUCCAGUUAUGUCAGAAGAGUCCUUAGUCGUCGACGCGCAUCGUCCAAAGCUGUCGUCCACUGCAGCACGCUCAUGUCGCCAGCACUCUAUUCCUUUAUCGACCAGCACGGUCUAUAUGUGUCAGAGUGACACAUCCUUAUCUCAUAACGGGAAUCCUGUUCGGUUGUGGUGUACAGCACUCGUGAAGAACUUGGAUAUCUGUAUCUCAUAAGUGGAGUCCUAUUCAGGAUCAUAAGCACAUGUAGCACAAUUGAAUGUGGCGUCUACCUGGAGCUAGGGGUGCUAGCGGCAAUUUUCGUUGUAAAAUCGCUUGCGUCCUUGCCUGGAGAUUUAUCUACCUAGUUUUCAAUUGAUCCGGCUUACACACGGUAUAAAUCAGUCAGUGUUGUCAUUCAGGUCACUGCAGGUUCUGUUUACCCCAGCCUCGCCUGGAGAUGUUGGAUUGGAAAGCUGUUGUACACAAGAAUGAAUGCAGAAAAUAGCUACUUGUCUUGAGCCACAUCACUUUUGAGGCGAUAUUUUCAGAGAUGCCCCGGCAUCAGAAUUGAACGGUUGUAGAUCAGGAAAAUGUAUUAGAAAAACACCUUGCUUUUUGUGCAGGCACACUUCGUGCUUCCCAAAAGCCGUUCUGAUUUUCGAGCUCAGUGCAAGUACUGAACAGAUGCAGCUUUCUAGGCUUUUUUCUACAUGCAGAUGUGCAUAAAUAAAAUUCUACUUUAUGGGGGUGGCGGAUGCUAACGCACGGACAUGAAAGAGUGUUACAUUUGCCUAUGGAUGUAAGUCCACGUGGCCACUAACUUGAAACUCGGUUCUCUAUGAUGGACGAUAACUUCCCGG
This is a messenger RNA of Toxoplasma gondii ME49, 2438 nucleotides long. RefSeq names its product Nicotinate-nucleotide adenylyltransferase. Bases 390 to 1730 code for a protein of 446 amino acids. Gene Ontology annotation, molecular function: nicotinate-nucleotide adenylyltransferase activity. The record is from RefSeq and is a predicted model, not a curated record. Gene Ontology annotation, biological process: NAD+ biosynthetic process. The transcript is spliced from 5 exons. Lineage: Eukaryota; Apicomplexa; Conoidasida; Eucoccidiorida; Sarcocystidae. Gene Ontology annotation, cellular component: cytoplasm.